Pochonia chlamydosporia 170 is the source of this 534-nucleotide messenger RNA. Its product is annotated as mediator complex, subunit Med11. Gene Ontology annotation, biological process: regulation of transcription by RNA polymerase II. The transcript has a single exon. The coding region runs from base 1 to 534 and encodes 177 amino acids. Gene Ontology annotation, molecular function: transcription coregulator activity. Lineage: Eukaryota; Fungi; Ascomycota; Sordariomycetes; Hypocreales; Clavicipitaceae. The record is from RefSeq and is a predicted model, not a curated record. Gene Ontology annotation, cellular component: mediator complex.
AUGGCAACAUCAAACGACAUCACCAUGGGCCAGGGUGACCUUCCAGAGACCAGUCAGGAGUCCGAGCCAUUCACUGUUGAGGAGAACAUUCACCAACUCAACGCCAUCGACAAGUCAAUCGCCCAACUCAUGAGUCAAACUGCCACCGCCCUCAAUGCGCUCACGACCCCAGCAUCAAGCGCAUCGCCCUCUAAUGGCGACAACUCAGUCAUAGACGCGACUGCUCAAAAAGAAGCUUUCAAGUCGGCCACUGAUUCGUUUCUUACCACGCUGCAUAGUAUAGACGUUAGAAUGAAACGACAGAUCAUGGCUUUGGAGGAAGCGGGCAUUGUGAAUCUGUCUAACACGCCGCGUCAAGGUCCGAACGGAGCCACCAAAGCAUCUUUACAGCCAAAUGGCGUGGGUACGGUUGGGAAUCUGGACGUCGGCUGGCUGAACAGUAGGAGCACGAGGGUGGAACGAGACAUGGAGGCAGAGUUGUGGCAGGAGGCCAAGGAAUUCUUGCAAAAAGAAGAGAAGGGGACGCAUUCAUAA